AUGGGGACAGCAGCCUCCCCGUCUUUCUCCUUCGGCCACCAGCCGGAUAAAAACCUAGAGAACGCGGAGGAAGCAGCAGAGCAGUUCAAGUUAAUCCAGGCAGCGUAUGAUGUUCUCAGUGACCCCCAGGAAAGAGCCUGGUAUGAUAAUCACAGGGAGGCUCUGCUGAAAGGAGGAGUUGACGGAGACUAUCAAGAUGAUAGUUUAGAUCUGCUGCACUACUUCACUGUUAGCUGUUACUCUGGAUAUGGAGAUGAUGAAAAGGGAUUUUUUACAGUCUAUCGACAAGUUUUUGAAAAGAUUGCAAAAGAAGAGAUGGAAUAUAUGACCCAGGAAGAUACUGAAGAAUUCCCUAUGUUUGGAUAUUCCCAAAGUGACUAUGAUACGGUAGUCCACCCUUUCUAUGCAUAUUGGCAGAGUUUCUGUACUCAGAAAAACUUUGCUUGGAAAGAAGAAUAUGACACACGACAAGCCUCAAACCGCUGGGAAAAACGAGCUAUGGAAAAAGAGAACAAGAAAACGAGAGAGAAAGCAAGGAAAGAGAGGAAUGAACUGGUCCGUCAGCUAGUAGCCUUUAUUCGCAAAAGGGAUAAAAGGGUACAGGCUCACAGAAAACUUGUAGAAGAACAAAAUGCAGAAAAAACUAGGAAAGCAGAGGAAUUUCGGAGGCAGCAGAAGCUCAAACAAGCCAAGCUUGCUGAGCAGUAUAAAGAGCAGAGCUGGAUCACUAUGUCAGAUCUGGAGAGAGAGUUGCGAGAGAUGGAGGCACAAUAUGAGAAGGAAUUUGGAGAUGGAUCAGACGAUGAAGAUGAAUUAGAAGAAGAAGAGACAAAAGGCAUCGAAGACAAACUGAAUGAUGAGACUGAAGAAGCUGAGUUUGUUGAUGGUCUGUACUGCCCUGCUUGUGACAAAUUGUUAAAAACUGAGAAAGCCAUGAAGAAUCACGAAAAAUCAAAGAAGCAUCGAGAGAUGGUAGCACUGUUACGACAGCAACUGGAAGAAGAAGAAGGGAAGUUUCCUGUGUCUUUGGAUGAUGCAAAUGGAAUACAUACCAAAGAGGAGGAAGACACAGAAGACAUGCCCAAACAGAAACUUUCAAAGAAGCAGAGGAAGAAACAGAAAACAAUGAUGACUUACGAGGACUCUCUUGAUAAAACUGCUGAUGAAGAAACAGUUGAACAAAAGGAGGUGCCCUGCAUGGACAAGGACAGUGGCUCAGCAGAGGAGCUGAUAAAUGAUGGCCAAGGAUGUGCUGUGCCAGAGGACGCAAGCGCUACAGAAGAAGUCAGCCAAGUGAAUGAAGCAAAAACUGAAGCAAAAAGCAGUACUAAGCCUAAAGGCAAAAAAGCAAAGGAUGCAAAAAAGUCUGCUAAGGCAUCUUCAGAGCACCCAACAACGAAUGAAGUUCCCAUCCACUGUGUAACCUGCAACUGUGCAUUUCCAUCCCGAAAUAAACUGUUUGAACACCUAAAAGCCACAGGACAUGCAAAAGCAACACAAGCACCAGCUGUAAAUGGAGCUGUAAACAGCAGAAACAAAAAAGAGAAACGUAAAAACAGAUAGAACUUUGUUACAGUGACAGUCUUCAGAAUCGUACAUGAAAACUCUCCCAAAACUGAAAGGUGCACGUUGCCUGUGUUCGGAGUUAAACAGAGGAGGCAAGUCCUAAUUUGGGGAGAAAAGGAAGAUGCAACAAAAGGAAUAUUAUCUUGUGAAGGAACCUGUGCUUUCUUUUGGUUUCAUCAGCCUUUCUUUCAUGACUGGAUUUGACCUACCGUCUCAGCAGCUUUCACACUGGGGGUGGGGAAAUAGUAAUUCAGAGUUACUCACCUUGCAUUCCUGUUGAAACUUGCACGGAUAAAGUACCCACACAGAGGAAAUAAUAAAUUAUUUUAACACUUCUG
Molecule: messenger RNA, 1904 nt
Organism: Pygoscelis adeliae (Adelie penguin)
Lineage: Eukaryota; Metazoa; Chordata; Aves; Sphenisciformes; Spheniscidae
Gene: DNAJC21
Product: DnaJ (Hsp40) homolog, subfamily C, member 21
Exons: 12
Coding region: 1-1563 (520 amino acids)
Cellular component (GO): cytoplasm
Molecular function (GO): nucleic acid binding; zinc ion binding
Source: RefSeq, a predicted model, not a curated record